CUCAGAGAGCCCUCUACAGGGACGUCAUGCAGGAGAACUAUGAGAUGGUGACCUCGCUGGGAUUCCCCCUUGCCAAACCUGAACUGAUUGUCCAGCUGGAACGAGGGGAAGAGCCGUGGGUGCCCGAUCUCCAGACCUGCAAGGAAAGAAGGCUUCCGAGAUGCUCCCAUACAGCACAAUGACAUCUGUCUGGAUUGUGUCUCUCCUAGCAGAUGCUGAGCGAGAGAGUGAGAAUGAGGAGGAGAAUCAUCAUGAGGAAGUUCCCGGGGAAGUAGAAGCACAGGGGACAUUUGUGGGAAGAGCUGAAGGGAAUUUUUCCCAGUGCUUCGAACUCGAAGAGGCCUGGGGAAGUUGGCACAGGUCAGAGAGGCUGCUGGGAAACCACCCAGGGAAGAGAGUGGAUGAAUCUAUUAAUGGUGUGGGAGGAGAGGAGUAUCCCAGAGCGCAGCAGACAAAUCCCAAGGAAGAGACAGACUGGCACUACCUUAAGUGUGGGAAAGGAUUGAUUGUGAGAUCACAGCUUGUGACACAUCAGACAAUCCAUACUGGAGAGAAACCCCUUCAAUGCUUGGACCAUGGAGAAAGCUUCAAUAAACUCUCAGAUCUUAAUAAUCACGGGAGAAGCCACAUUGGAGAAAAACCCUCUCAUUCCCUCAAGUGCGGGAAAACUUUCUUUUCCAAGACACAAAUAAUUAGACAUCAGUUAAGCCACACAGGGGAGAGACCCCACAAGUGCUUGGACUGUGGGAAAAGUUUCAUAAGAAGGUCACACCUAGUUCGUCAUCAGGCAUUACACACAGGAGCAAGACCCCACAAGUGCUUGGAGUGUGGGAAAAGUUUCAUACGAAGGUCAGACUUUGUUUAUCAUCAGACGAUCCACACUGGAGAGACACCUCACAAGUGCUUGGAGUGUGGGAAAAGUUUCAUACGAAGGUCAGACCUUGUUCAACAUCAGGCAAUACACAAAGGAGAGAGACCCCACAAGUGCUUGGACUGUGGGAAAAGUUUCAUACGAAGGUCACACCUAGCUCGUCAUCAGGCAUUACACACAGGAGAGAGACCCCACAAGUGCUUGGAGUGUGGGAAAAAUUUCAUACGAAGGUCAGACUUAGUUUCUCAUCAGACAAUCCACACAGGAGAGAGACUCCACAAGUGCUUGGACUGUGGGAAAAGUUUCAUAAGAAGGUCACACCUUGUUAAGCAUCAGGCAAUCCACAUAGGAGAGAGACCCCACAAGUGCUUCGAGUGUGGGAAAAGUUUCAUACGAAGGUCACACCUUGUUAAGCAUCAGGCAAUCCACACAGGAGAGAGACCCCACAAGUGCUUGGAGUGUGGGAAAAGUUUCAUACAAAGGUCACACGUAGUUCGUCAUCAGGCAUUACACACAGGAGCAAGACCCCAGAAGUGCUUGGACUUAGGGAAAAGUUUCACAGAGAGGUCAAACCUUGUUAAACACCAGGCAAUCCACACAGGAGAAAGACCCCACAAGUGCUUGGACUGUGGGAAAAGUUUCAUACGAAGGUCACACCUAGUUCGUCAUCAGGCAUUACACACAGGAGAGAGACCCCACAAGUGCUUGGAAUGUGGGAAAAGUUUCAUACGAAGGUCAGACCUUGUUCAACAUCAGGCAAUACACAAAGGAGAGAGACCCCACAAGUGCUUGGAGUGUGGGAAAAAUUUCAUACGAAGGUCACACCUUGUUAAGCAUCAGGCAAUCCACACAGGAGAGAGACCCCACAAGUGCUUGGACUGUGGGAAAAGUUUCAUACAAAGGUCACACCUAGUUCGUCAUCAGGCAUUACACAGAGGAGCGAGACCCCACAAGUGCUUGGAGUGUGGGAAAAGUUUCCUAAGAAGGUCACACCUUGUUAAGCAUCAGGCAAUCCACACAGGAGAGAGACCCCACAAGUGCUUGGAGUGUGGGAAAAGUUUCAUAACAAGGUCACACCUAGUUCGUCAUCAGGCAUUACACAGAGGAGCGAGACCCCACAAGUGCUUGGAGUGUGGGAAAAGUUUCCUAAGAUGGUCACACCUUGUUAAGCAUCAGGCAAUCCACACAGGAGAGAGACCCCACAAGUGCUUGGAGUGUGGGAAAAGUUUCGUACGAAGGUCAGACUUAGUUUCUCAUCAGAAAAUCCACACAGGAGAAAGACCCCACAAGUGCUUGGAGUGUGGGAAAAGUUUCAUAACAAGGUCACACCUAGUUCGUCAUCAGGCAUUACACAGAGGAGCGAGACCCCACAAGUGCUUGGAGUGUGGGAAAAGUUUCCUAAGAUGGUCACACCUUGUUAAGCAUCAGGCAAUCCACACAGGAGAGAGACCCCACAAGUGCUUGGAGUGUGGGAAAAGUUUCAUACGAAGGUCAGACUUAGUUUCUCAUCAGACAAUCCACACAGGAGAGAGACUCCACAAGUGCUUGGACUGUGGGAAAAGUUUCAUAAGAAGGUCACACCUUGUUAAGCAUCAGGCAAUCCACACAGGAGAGAGACCCCACAAGUGCUUGGAGUGUGGGAAAAGUUUCAUAACAAGGUCACACCUAGUUCGUCAUCAGGCAUUACACACAGGAGAGAGACCCCACAAGUGCUUGGACUUAGGGAAAAGUUUCAUACAAAGAUCAAACCUUGUUCAACAUGAGGCACUCCACACAGGAGAGAGACCCCAGAAGUCCUUUGACUGUGGGAAAUGUUUCACAGAGAGGUCAAACCUUGUAAAGCAUCAGGCAGUCCACACAGGAGAGAGACCCCACAAGUGCUUGGAGUGUGGGAAAAGUUUCAUAACAAGGUCACACCUAGUUCGUCAUCAGGCAUUACACACAGGAGCGAGACCCCACAAGUGCUUGGAGUGUGGGAAAAGUUUCAUACGAAGGUCAGACCUUGUUAAGCAUCAGGCAAUCCACACAGGAGAGAGACCCCACAAGUGCUUGGAGUGUGGGAAAAGUUUCAUACGAAGGUCAGACCUUGUUCAACAUCAGGCAAUACACACAGGAGAGAGACACCACAAGUGCUUGAACUGUGGGAAAAGUUUCAUCCGAAGGUCACACCUAGUUCGUCAUCAGGCAUUACACACAGGAGCAAGACCCCGGAAGUGCUUGGACUUAAGGAAAAGUUUCAUACAAAGAUCAAACCUUGUUCAACAUCAGGCACUCCACAGAGGAGCCAGACCCCACAAGUGCUUGGACUGUGGGAAAAGUUACAUACAAAGGUCACAGCUUGUUCAACAUCAGUCAAUCCACACUGGAGAGACUCCAGAGGUGCUUGGACUGCGGGAAAAGUUUCAUAUAGGGGUCUGACCUCAUUAAACAUGGAAAGAUCCACACAGGAUUUAAACUUCUGUGACACAUGGCAAGAAAAGAUUACGCAAUUUGCAUGUAAUUCACUCAGAUUCAACUUUGAGAGAGAGAUUUUAAAAGUGUGUCCACCUUAGUAAGAUGGAGUUUGACAUUUAAAUGUGUAUUUUGAAAGACUUGGAAGAAGAGGGCAAGUCAAGUCUGAGUAACCUAAGUGCCUUCUAUGAGAAGAUAAGUGUCUCUGUGGAUGAGGGAAAAGCAGUGGAUGUGUUAUUCGUUGACUUUUGAGCUGUAUAAGUAGGGGCAUUGCCAGCAGAUUGAGGGACAUGAUCAUUCCCCUCUAUUCAACAUUGGU
Messenger RNA from Mauremys reevesii (Reeves's turtle), 3641 nucleotides. RefSeq names its product zinc finger protein 11-like. The record is from RefSeq and is a predicted model, not a curated record. Gene Ontology annotation, biological process: regulation of transcription by RNA polymerase II. Gene Ontology annotation, cellular component: nucleus. NCBI's taxonomy places the organism in Eukaryota, Metazoa, Chordata, Testudines, Geoemydidae. The transcript has 3 exons. Gene Ontology annotation, molecular function: DNA-binding transcription factor activity, RNA polymerase II-specific; RNA polymerase II transcription regulatory region sequence-specific DNA binding. The coding region runs from base 161 to 3289 and encodes 1042 amino acids.